AUUAAGCCUGAUUAUGGGAUGCCCGGCAGAGGGAAAGGGUCUAUGUGUCAAGUGUGUCAUCGAGUGAUUUAUAUCCCUGGCUGGGAUCUCUGUCUUGUCAGUCGGGCGUAAGCUGCGGAGAGGAGAGCGAAGCACCGAAGCCUUCAAUGAUGCUGAUGAAACUUUGAUGCUUUCUUUUUUCUCUAAUGUGUGAACACAGAAGUUGUGGCCAUGCCUUGGCUCCUUUAGUGGACAUCCAGGGGUUUCUGUGUGUUUCUCAUGCUGACGCUGCUGCUGAACCUUGACCUGUCGCCGCUCUCCAAGGAUCCCUGUCGAAGUCAGUUUGACUCAAACUGUCCGUCGUCAACAUGGACGCCAAGGGCCCGGGCUCCACCUUUAAAAGGUCCUCGCUCAAACGAACCACAUCUGGCUCGCAGAAGGCACAGAAAGCUUGGAUUGAGAGGACCUUUCUCAAAAGAGAAUGUGUUCACAUAUUUCCCACCAAGGACCCAACCAGAUGUGCCUGUGGUCAGCUGACAACGCAGCACGCGGCCAUUCCUCCUGGUGCCAACUCGGUAGAGGAAACGAACCAGCUGGUGCAGCUCGACACCCCAAAGGAUAAAUGGACGUUGUUAAAAUACACCAGAACGUACCCAACAGACGCCUUUGGCCUAAUUGAGUUCCAGGGUGGAGGAUUCAUCAACAAGGCCAUGUACAUCCGGGUUUCCUACGACACGAAGCCUGACAACCUGCUGCAUCUGAUGGUGAAGGAUUGGCAGCUGGAGCUGCCCACGUUGCUCAUCUCUGUUCAUGGCGGCCUCCAGAACUUCGACCUCCAGCCCAAACUCAAGCAGGUGUUUGGCAAAGGCCUGAUCAAAGCUGCGGUCACCACUGGAGCGUGGAUCUUCACGGGCGGAGUCAACACGGGGGUGAUCCGUCAUGUGGGAGAUGCCUUGAAGGACCACUCCUCCAAGUCACGAGGGAAGGUGUGUGCAAUUGGAAUUGCUCCAUGGGGGAUCCUGGAGAACAAAGAGGACCUCAUUGGGAAAGAUGUAACCAGACCCUAUCAGACGAUGGCAAACCCCCUGAGCAAACUGGCUGUGCUCAACAACAGCCACUCCCACUUCAUCCUGACUGACAACGGCACCUGCGGGAAGUAUGGCUCUGAAGUCAAACUGCGUCGACUGCUGGAGAAGCACAUCUCCCUGCAGAAGAUUAACACUCGUCUGGGUCAGGGCGUCCCCCUGGUGUGUCUGAUUGUGGAGGGAGGCCCCAACGUGAUCUCCAUCGCCCUGGAGAGCCUGAGAGACGAUCCUCCCAUCCCCGUGGUGGUGUGCGACGGCAGCGGCCGAGCUUCUGACAUCAUUUCCUUCGCGCACAGGUUCUCAGAGGAUGGAGGCCUGGUUAAUGAUGACGUCCGAGACCAACUGUUGGUGACUAUUCAGAAGACCUUCAAUUACACCAAAAGCCAAUCGCAGCAAAUCCUGCUCAUGGUAAUGGAGUGCAUGAAGAAAAGGGAGCUGAUCACAGUUUUUCGAAUGGGUUCUGAGGGACAACAAGAUAUUGAAAUGGCCAUUCUCACAGCCUUGUUAAAAGGCACCAAUGCUUCAGCAGCAGAUCAGCUCAGUUUGGCUCUGGCCUGGAACAGAGUGGAUAUCGCACGCAAUCACAUCUUUGUCUACGGACACAAUUUACCCCCUGCCGGAAUGAUGACCUCCACUACAUCUACAGCCAUGACGCAGGAGAAGCAGAGGAGUCCCGCCAGCGCUCCUCGCAGUAAGACCCGGGGAAAGAAGGGCAAAGGGAAAGGAAAGGCAAAGCCUGAGCCUCCAGAAGAAACAGACCCCAGGAAGUUGGAGUGUAUUCGUUGGGUGAACUCUCUGGAGCAGGCGAUGAUGGAUGCUCUGGUGCUGGACAGAGUGGACUUUGUCAAACUGCUUCUUGAGAAUGGUGUCAAUAUUCACCACUUUCUCACCAUUCCCAGACUGGAGGAGUUAUACAACACGAAACUAGGCCCGGCUAACACCCUGCAUGCUGUGGUUAGGGACGUCAAAAAGGGAAACCUUCCUCCAGAUUAUCAGAUCACUCUGAUUGACAUUGGUCUGGUGCUGGAGUACCUCAUGGGUGGAGCGUACAGGAGCAAUUACACCAGGAAGGCUUUCCGUAACCUCUACAAUAAUUUGUAUGGACUAAAAAGGCCAAAAGCUCUAAAGCUCCUUGGAAUGGAGGACGAUGAACCCAGGACCAAAGGCAAGAAAAAGGCAAAAAAGAAGAAAGAGGAAGAAGUUGAAAUCGACGCGGAUGACCCUGAGGUCUGUCGUUUCAAGUUCCCCUUCCACGAGCUGAUGCUGUGGGGGGUGCUGAUGAAGCGCCAGAAGAUGGCGCUCUUCCUCUGGCAACGUGGAGAGGAGGCCAUGGCAAAGGCCCUGGUGGCUUGUAAACUAUACAAAGCCAUGGCUCAUGAUUGCUCUGAGAGUGAACUGGUGGAUGACAUCUCCCAAGACCUGGAGAACAACUCCAAAGAAUUUGGCCAGUUGGCGUAUGAGAUGUUAGAUCAAUCCUACAAGCAUGAUGAGCAGGUGGCCAUGAAACUCUUAACAUACGAGCUGGUAAACUGGAGUAACUCCACCUGUCUGAAGCUGGCUGUGGCUGCAAAGCAACGCGACUUCAUCGCCCACACCUGCAGCCAGAUGUUGCUCACUGAGAUGUGGAUGGGUUGCUUAAGGUUCGGCAAGAAUCCAGGCCUAAAGGUUAUUCUGGGAAUCAUCUUUCCUCCUAUGAUUCUACUGUUGGAUUUCCGUCUUGGCGAUGAUGCAUCCUAUCACGCACCUGACAGCAAAGACAAGGGAAAAGACAAGGACGACGACGCAAAAUCCGGCAAGGAUCCCAAUUCGGAUGCAACUUCCCGAAAGGGAGACGAAGAGGAGGGUAGCACGCACGUCCGCAAAAUUCCGAUUGGCAAAAGGAUCUUUGAGUUUUACGACGCACCCUUCACCAAAUUCUGGUUCAACACGAUUUGCUAUCUGGGAUAUUUGAUGCUGUACAACUACAUAAUCCUGGUGAAAAUGGAGCGAUUGCCAUGUUUACAGGAGUGGACUGUCAUUGCAUACAUCAUCACGCUUGGCGCUGAAAAAGUCAGACAGAUUCUGAUGUCAGAGCCGGGAAAGCUGAGACAGAAGAUAAGUGUGUGGAUGGAGGAGUACUGGAACAUAACAGACAUGGUCGCCAUUGCCACCUUCCUGUUUGGGCUUAUGCUUCGGCUGCAGCAUGAGCCUUACAUGGGCUAUGGCCGAGUCAUCUACUGUAUAGACAUUAUCUUCUGGUACAUUCGUGUCCUGGACAUCUUUGGAGUCAACAAAUACCUGGGACCCUAUGUGAUGAUGAUCGGGAAGAUGAUGAUUGAUAUGAUGUACUUUGUAGUGAUCAUGCUGGUGGUGCUCAUGAGCUUCGGGGUGGCUCGGCAGGCCAUCCUUCACCCAGAUGAGGAGCCGACCUGGCGCCUGGCCAGAAACAUUUUCUACAUGCCCUACUGGAUGAUUUAUGGAGAGAUUUUUGCGGACUCGAUAGACCUCUAUGCAAUGGAAAUCAACCCUCCGUGUGGUGAACAUUUAUAUGACGAAGAUGGAAAGAAACUGCCUCCCUGCAUCCCGGGUGCCUGGCUCACACCUGCUAUUAUGGCCUGUUACCUUCUCGUCGCAAACAUUCUUCUGGUCAACUUGCUCAUUGCAGUCUUUAACAACACCUUCUUUGAGGUCAAGUCCAUUUCCAACCAGAUAUGGAAGUUCCAGAGAUAUCAGCUGAUCAUGACCUUUCAUGACCGUCCCAUCCUUCCUCCGCCUCUCAUCAUCUUCAGCCACCUCUACAUCAUCUUCAGCCGGCUGUGUCGUCGGUGUGCCACGAAGAAACAAGAGGGAGAGCUGGAUGAGAAGGACCGAGGCCUCAAGCUCAGGCUGAAUCCAGAGGAGUUAAAAAGUCUCUACGAGUUCGAAGAACAGUGUGUGGAGGAAUAUUUCCGUGCAAAAGAGGACCAGCAGCAGUCCUCCAGUGACGAACGCAUCAAGGUUACCUCAGAAAGAGUUGAGAAUAUGUCCAUGCGUCUGGAGGAGGUAAAUGAGAGGGAGAACACUAUGAAGGCCUCUCUUCAGACCGUGGAUCUGCGUUUGGCUCAACUGGAAGAGAUCCACGGACGAAUGGCAGUCGCCCUUGAAAAACUUGCAGGUGUGGACAGACUGGAGCUGACCAGAACCUACUCACGAAACUCCUCAGUGUGCGACCCGUCCUCUCUCCUUCGUCAGGGCAGUAUUAACAGUGCCGAUGGUUACAGCCUUUAUCGUUUCAACAUGGACAUGGAGGAGUUUGCACAGAAGCAGAAGGACACCGAUGAGAUGACCAAAACUGGUCUAGAGAGGCAGAGGAGUCUGCGGCAAGCCUCCAGUGCUCUCAACACAAAGGAUGGUGGUCAGACCUUAGAUGUUGCAGGUUUGGAGAGAUCGAGGCCCAGCUCUUGUGUUGACAUUCUCAUAUCUCCAUGUGAACAAAAGCCUGCUUCUGCAGCAUCAAGUCAAGAGACCAUAACCAACAUAAAAGGCAGCACAUUGCUGAUAGACAGCCUAACUGACAAGGAUAGACUAAAACCUUCUUCCUCUCCAAAAAGGACCAAAUCCUUGAGGUACUAUCCGGUUGAAGACCAACCCACAUCUCCUUUGACGAAGAGGAGGGCUAUGAGCACCAUCAUUAUCAGCCCUCCUGAUGAACCAGCUGAAAAAACGAAAAAAGGCUCCAUGCUGUUGGGAGCGUCCUCUUCUCCAAAGAGAACUGAAUCUUUGAGAUACGUCCCCACUGAAACCCAGAGUCAAACUUCUCCUAUCACAAAGAAGAGGGCAAUGAGCAGCAUUAUCUACAACCCAGCAGAAGCAGGUGACCAUGUGCUGCAGACUGCAGACUACAGGUCACUGGUGGAGCAAGUAACUAAAGCGCCAAAUCAGUGGCCGGGAAACUUAGAGUAUCAGGUGCACCCCAGCACUUUGGGGCAUUUGCCUAAGGUAUCAACAGUCAGGACUCUUGCCCAGCAGUUUCAAACUAGCGCCGCCCCUGCAGUGCUUGAAAAAGAGGAGAAAAGUCUGACUGAUCCAAGUCCUUCAGAAAGCGAGCGGGCGGCAGAGCCCAUGCCAGAUCAAACCAAGAUGAAGGCGAAGAGAAACCUCUCAGACGCCACUGAGUAUCUGACUGUGGCUGAUGCAACUUACUUGCCAUCUAACAGGUCACAGAGCUGGAAUGCAAGCUUGAGGAAAACAAAGAGCUUGAUGGUUUGCAAGGAGCCCGGAGCCUCCAGCAGCGAGAGAGACCUCACUGAAGUCCACAGGGUGGCAGAUGACGGAGGGGAAGAUGUGGGGAAGAAGAUGGAGGCAGAGAAGAGCGAAGAUGAAGCACAGGAAAAGAAAUGAGAGCUACAAAGAGAGGAGGUUGAUUAGAGCAGAAAUAGGGGACAAAAAAACAGAAUGAGGAAGGUAUUUGAGAGGAAGAGGAACUGCGAGGCGUGUUACAGCCAGAGGCCACUGAUGUCUAUGAAACAAUGUUCACAACCACGACCUAAACUUGAUGAUAAUGAUUACUAAACUCUCCAAUCUUGCAGUAAAUGUUAACCGUUGUUGCAAAAUAGUGAAAACCAACAUAAUAUUCUCUUUUGAAGAUCCACUUUCUUUACUGUCUCUUUUCAUUGGUGUAACAUACAGUAGCUUACGAAGACAAUCAUUCACAUUACAGCUUUCCCAUGUCAUUGUGUUUUCACUGUAGAGACGAAAAGGGCAACAUGUUUGAUGUCUACAGUUUAGGUGAAACUAAAGGAUAUAUACAACUCUUAAUAAUCACGUGUACACAAUGUGAACAGCAAAAACAUGAAUGUCCUAUAUAUGGUUGACACUUUGAAAUACAGUCUGUAAACAUUUUUGAGAUAUAAUGUAUAAUGUGCUCAAUAAUGUCCCACUCUGAGGCGUCCCUACAGCUUCCAUGCAAAUACUGACAACUGCAUAACAAUAUGUAUUAAGUACAUCUUCCAAGAAACAAAGAACCUUUUCCUUUCAUUUUGUCACACAAACCUGUAUAAAUAAAGGUUCUGUUUGAAAAGAAUAAAUAAAAAUUGAGAGAAUACA
This is a messenger RNA of Hippoglossus stenolepis (Pacific halibut), 6128 nucleotides long. Its product is annotated as transient receptor potential cation channel subfamily M member 1. The transcript is spliced from 27 exons. Gene Ontology annotation, biological process: protein tetramerization; calcium ion transport into cytosol. The record is from RefSeq and is a predicted model, not a curated record. Gene Ontology annotation, molecular function: calcium channel activity. Gene Ontology annotation, cellular component: membrane. Bases 348 to 5423 code for a protein of 1691 amino acids. NCBI's taxonomy places the organism in Eukaryota, Metazoa, Chordata, Actinopteri, Pleuronectiformes, Pleuronectidae.